Messenger RNA from Trematosphaeria pertusa, 1200 nucleotides. RefSeq names its product alpha/beta-hydrolase. The record is from RefSeq and is a predicted model, not a curated record. The transcript has 4 exons. Gene Ontology annotation, biological process: lipid metabolic process. The annotation marks the transcript as partial. Lineage: Eukaryota; Fungi; Ascomycota; Dothideomycetes; Pleosporales; Trematosphaeriaceae.
CACACUUCAAAAUGCCCAAAUCCAGAGAUGAACUGAAUAAACGUCUUGGUAGUUUGCUACAUUUGCGCAGAUCUACAGCCAGAUCUACGAUCGCCGACAGUGCUGGAGCAGUAGCCUCAACGUCCAACAGUGUAUCGCAAUCCACCGAGAGUACUUCGAAUUCAAUUGCCUUCUCGAGAGUGCUCAAAUUGCUCAAGGAUAUUGAUAUAUCAGGCGAGAUCGCCGAAGGACUCGAGAACCCCCUAGUGGACUACAUUGGCAGAAUCGAAAGUUAUGCUAAUCAUCGUCUCCCACACCAGCUGGACGCAUUCGAAAUUUUCGAGACUCAAUGGCAACAUGUCAGUCUUGCUGCCGAAUUCGCUAAAUACGUACACAAGAUCAAUGAGCCCUCGCUAGAUACAGCUUACAGUUCUGGCAAUCUUCUCGGAAGCAUGAGGUCUUUCUGUAUGCAUACGACAACUAUUGAUCAGCGAACUACACAUGUGGUUGCCCUUCGUGCCACUAGGAGGUUGAUGGAAUGGGCGGUGAACAGCAACGUAGACCCAGUGGAGUGUGGAGAGCUCGGGGCUGGGCUACAGUGCCAUCGUGGUCUCCUCAGGGUGGCAAGGAACAUGCAAUCCUCGAUAGCGAGCGAACUGGCAAGAGCGCUAAACAAGCAAAGCGCGCAAGAAGCGACAAUACUUUUCACUGGCCACUCUAGUGGUGGUGCAAUUGCACAAUUUAUCUUUGCGUAUAUGCAUGGAGACUCUCCCCCUUUAGCUAUAUUGAAAUCAGACGAUCGUAUCACCAGCAUCGAUUGCGUCACAUUUGGAUGUCCACCCAUAUCCAAGCCUGCGAUGCCACGGCCUUCAACAAAAUGCUCGAUGUUUGUAUCGUUCAUCAACGAAGGAGAUCCUGCUGCUCUCGCCCAACAAAGCUACAUGAGAAGCCUCAUCGAAGCGUGGACGAAACCUAUCACUAACGAUAACUGGCCCAUUCCUUCGCCUUAUUACGUCCCCAGCGGCGAUCAGGUAGCUCUGAGAUGCGAGGUCGACGAGAAUGGUAACGUCGAGGCUGUUUCAGCGUUGCUGGUUGAUGUUGAAACACUGGGAACUGUACUCUUCGGCGACCUCGCUAUGCACAGCAUGAGUAUUUACGAGAGUCGGAUUCAUCGCAUCUUGGAUCAGGCUUCGAUUCCUCGAAACCCGUUCCAAGACCCGC